AUGUCAAGUCUUAAGUCUUCAAUUACAGUAGGUUUAUUUUAGUCUUUAAGUUUUUGUGGUUUAAGAUAAAAAAUCUUAAAAAACAUAGCGUUUUAACCACCAAAAGUGAGUUAUUCUCUAAAACCGAGAUAAGAUGAUUAGAUGACAAAUAGUACCUAAACAAAUCCUUCAUCAUUAUAAGUUAUUGAUUCAGAACACUAGAAACGAUAGAAAUCUAAAUCUUAUGAUGAUGAAAAUAUUCAUUAAUCAGGUUUGUUAGAUUUGGCUGAGGAGAUCAUGUAAUUUACAAGUGAAUCUUUAAGUCCAAUGAGAGAAAAGUAAAGAUAAUUAUAAAGAAUAGAAUAUCUGAACCUGCAUAUGACUUCUAUUUGAUUGAUGGAUAAGGUUAAGAAAUUUCAAUACCAAAAUAAGAGAAUUUAGAAUUGACUGGAUAUUUCUUAAAAGGAAGAAAGGCACAUCGAAUUGCGUCCUUAUAUUUAAAGUACUUAUUUCCAACAAGUGAUUAUGUGAUAUUGUUCAGUCAUGGAAAUGCAAGCGAUUUGGGUUACAUGAUUGAUACAUUAAUUGGUAAUAAUUAUAAUUGAAUUGUUAAAGAUCUUUGUAACAAUUUAAGAAUAAAUAUAUUUGCUUAUGAAUAUUCAGGCUAUGGACUUUCAUAAGGGAAGUGUACAGAUCUCAAUAUCAUUAAUAAUAUUUAAGUAGCAUAUGACUUCUUAGUUUCAUAACUUAAUUUCGAACCAACAAAAAUAAUUGUUUAUGGUUAUAGUAUUGGAUCAGGACCAAGUGUCAUGUUAGUAUCUGAUAUUCAUUUUCCUGUUGGUGGUUUAGUAGUUCAUUCAGGUUUGAGUUCAGGGUUGAGAGUUGUUAACAGUAAAUUAAAAUCAACUCCUUUUUAUGAUAUUUUUCCAAAUGUUGAUAGAAUAAAGGAUGUCACAUGUCCUGUAUUUAUAAUGCAUGGGAAAGAGGAUGAAAUUAUUGAUUUGCAUCAUGCUACAUUAUUGUCUAAUAAUUGUUAAAGAUUGUAUGAAUAUUGGGAAGUUGAAAAUAUUGGACAUUAAGGAAUUGAUACAAAUGAUGAACAUCGUAAAAGUUAUUUCUAUAAAUUAAGGGAUUUCAUUAAAUGUAUAUUUUAUAAUUUAUAUUAUCAGUAAUACAAUAAGAAAAUUAAACAAUUAAGUAAUUAAAAUAAAGAAAUACUGCAAGUCCUAAAUAAUAUGGUUAAAAUCAUCAUUAUUAUGAUAAUAAAAUAAGAGAAUUCCAAUUAAGUUGUAGAAAGGUAGAAGAUUCAGAAUAAUUUCUUUAAAAGUUUCGUUGA
Messenger RNA from Paramecium pentaurelia, 1315 nucleotides. Lineage: Eukaryota; Ciliophora; Oligohymenophorea; Peniculida; Parameciidae. The record is from the annotation of a GenBank genome assembly.